ACCUGAUGGAAGAGAACAAGGAGAUGCAAGAAGUGAUUGAAGCGGGGAAGAGACAUCAUGGCAUCAAAACUGAUGAAGCAUCCUUGAAUCCCUCGUUGCAAACAAGAGGCCAAAUAUGUUUCACUUGCCCUCAGUGUGGAGAGAGCUUCUCAUGCGAACAAAGUCUUGAUCUUCACAUGAAAUGUCACAGUGGAAUGAAGCCGUACGCAUGUGAUCAGUGCGAGAAGACUUUUAGGCAAAAAGCAAACCUUGCCAAACACAGUAAAAUCCACACUGACGAGAAGCCACACGCGUGUGAUCAGUGCGGGAAGAAGUUCAGAAAUAAAGGAAACCUUAAUGAUCACAUGAAAAUCCACACGGGAGCGAUGCCGUACGCGUGUGAUCAGUGCGGGAGGAAAUUCGGACAUAAAGGAAACCUUAAUACACACAUAAAAAUGCACGCCGGAGAGAAGCCCUGGAGAAUAACCACUGGAGAAAAACGGCACGCAUGCAGUCAGUGUGGAAAAAAGUUCAGACAAAAACACCUCCUUGAUCAACACAUGAGAGUCCACACUGGAGAGAAGCCGUACUCGUGCGAUCACUGCGGGAAAAGUUUCACACGAAAACAGAUCCUUAAUGAUCACAUAAAAAUCCACACGGGAGAAAACCUGCACACCUGUGAACAGUGCGGGAAGAUUUUCAGGCAAAAAGCAAACCUUGCCAAACACAGUAAAAUCCACACUGAUGAGAAGCCACACGCGUGUGAUCAGUGCGAGAAGAAGUUCAGAAAUAAAGGAAACCUUAAUGAUCAUAUGAAAAUCCACACGGGAGCGAUGCCGUACGGGUGUGAUCAGUGCGGGAGGAAAUUCAGACAUAAAGGAAACCUUAAUGAUCACAUGAAAAUCCACACGGGAGCGAUGCCGUACGGGUGUGAUCAGUGCGGGAGGAAAUUCAGACAUAAAGGAAACCUUAAUAUACACAUAAAAAUGCACGCCGGAGAGGAGCCCUGGAGUAAAACCACUGGAGAAAAACCGCACACCUGUGAACAGUGCGGGAAGACUUUCAGGCAAAAAGCAAACCUUGCCAAACACAGUAAAAUCCACACUGACGAGAAGCCACACGCGUGUGAUCAGUGCGGGAAGAAGUUCAGAAAUAAAGGAAACCUUAAUGAACACAUGAAAAUCCACACGGGAGCGAUGCCGUACGCGUGUAAUCAGUGCGGGAGGAAAUUCAGACAUAAAGGAAACCUUAAUACACACAUGAGAAUCCACGCAGCAGAGGAUCCCUGGAGUAAAACCACUGGAGAAAAACCGCAUGCGUGCACUCAGUGUGGAAAGAAGUUCAGACAAAAACACCUCCUUGAUCAACACAUGAGAAUCCACACUGGAGAGAGGCCGCACUCGUGCGAUCACUGCGGAGACAGUUUCACACGAAAACAGCUCCUUAAUGAUCACAUAAAAAUCCACACGGGAGAAAACCUGCACACCUGUGAACAGUGCGGGAAGAGUUUCAGAAAGUCAGGUGUUUUCAAAGUGCAUCUGCUCACUCAUUCUAGAGAAAGAAUUUAUAAGUGUGACCAGUGCAGUAAAACAUUUUUUAGGCCGGAUGCCCUGAGGGACCACCUGAAAAUUCACUCAGAGGACCGGCCUUACGUAUGUUCUUUGUGUGCAAAGAGCUUUAGGCAGCUGAAUGGUUUAAAAGUACACCAGAAAAGACACAGCGGUGUGAAGGAUUACAUUUGCGCGGAGUGUGGAAAGACUUUUUUUACACUCUUUGUACUGAAACAGCACCAGACAGUUCACACCGGAGAAAAACCUUACCAGUGUUCACACUGUGACAAGACGUUCAGUAUUUUAGGAAACCUGAAAAGACACAGGAGUGUCCACACUUGAUAGAAGCCAUAUAUCUCUGCCAGUCAUGUGAGAAGAGUUUCACACAAAAAAGGCAUGUUUAGUUCAUGUUCUUGUUCAAGAUCUUGUACUUUCAGGUGCGAUGCUGCGUCCUCAAUUAACUAUCUGACCAUUCUUUGCAUGCGUGUGUGUGUGUGCGUUGCUUCAGGAGAGCAACCCUACAUUUGUGUUGUUU
Messenger RNA from Sinocyclocheilus grahami, 2064 nucleotides. Its product is annotated as gastrula zinc finger protein XlCGF57.1-like. Gene Ontology annotation, biological process: regulation of DNA-templated transcription. The transcript has a single exon. The record is from RefSeq and is a predicted model, not a curated record. Lineage: Eukaryota; Metazoa; Chordata; Actinopteri; Cypriniformes; Cyprinidae. The annotation marks the transcript as partial. Gene Ontology annotation, molecular function: DNA-binding transcription factor activity, RNA polymerase II-specific; RNA polymerase II cis-regulatory region sequence-specific DNA binding.